CAUCGUCGCUGCUCUCGUUGGUCACCGCUGAGCGUGGACGCUCGCGACUUUGGUGCUUUUCGGGCGGCGGAGCCUCCUGCGUGCUGAAGUUUAGAAUUUUUAAGUAUCGAAUUGGAAAGUGGCAACUGCGCAUGCUUCAUGGAGAGAAAAAAAUAAAACAUCGCCAGGAUUAAAAUGGAGUAGGAUCAUCCCAGACAAACAAAUAAAGCUGAGCAAACAGAAACUGGGAGAAGCGGUCGGUCGAGAUUGCAUCGUCAGGAAGACCCCCACGGAUGACAACGGCCCCUUUUGUGAGGGGACAAUGGCCACCGGCUCGUAACAGGACCAGCGGCGCUGCUGUUAGGAGGCUUAGAGCAGUUAGUAGGCCAAUACCCAUCGACUGCAAAGUGGGCAGCUGGUCAUCAUGGACAGAAUGUAACUCAUGCACAGACCAAAAGUUCCGUUUCCGCUACCUGGAGAAAGCGUCACAAUUUGGCGGCGCGCCGUGCUUGGAGACGCUGUGGGAGACGCUGGCUUGUCCCACGACGACCGCCGAGUGUCUGGUGCCCGAUUACUGUGGCGAGAGCUUCACCUGCAAAGAAUCAGGCCGCUGCAUCGGCCAGUCCCUGCGCUGUAACGGAGAGGCGGACUGUGACGACUUUUCCGACGAGGAGGGCUGCGAAGAGUACAAGCGGCGCAGCGACAAGUGCGCCACCAUCCUGGCCAUCCCCGGCGCCGAGCGCGGCACGCAGGGGGUGUACCCCGCCUCGUGCCCGUCGACAGCCGGGAUAGGCUCCGGCACUCCUUGCGACCCCUGUGAGGAUAAGCGGCAAAGAAGAUGGAUUGAUGGCUACAACGCCUUGACUGGAGAAUUUGUGAAUCACGUGCUUGACCCGAAGUACUUUGGAGGAAAAUGUGAAUAUGUGUACAACGGCGAAUGGAGAAAAUUCACCUACGACUCGUUCUGUGAGAAUCUGCACCACAAUGAAGAUGAGAAACACUACAGGAAGCCGCACAACUACCACACCUACCGCUUCGUGGCGGAGGCCACGUCAGAGGGCACUCAGGAAUAUUACAGCGACGCGGUCAGCCUGCUCAACGCCAGGAAAACGAUGAGCUCCUUCAACGCGGGCGUUACGGUCGGCGUCUAUUACGUGCAAGUGGGACUGAGCGGGAGCGAGGAGUCCGAGUUCCUCAAAAAUAUAUCGCGGCAUAAAAGCCAGGACCUCGGUUUCGUCAGGAUUUGGUCCAAAGUGGAAACGGCGCACUUCAAGAUGAGAAGCAACGGUCUGAUGCUCCACGAGGAUUUCUACCUGUCGCUGAUGGAGCUGCCCGAGCAGUACGACUUUGGCAUGUAUUCGCGCUUCUUCGACGCAUUUGGUACCCACUACGUCACGGAGGGGGCGAUGGGAGGAACCCUGGAAUACGUGCUGGUGGUCAACAAAACGUCCAUGGCUGAAUCGAAACUCGAAUGGAAGCAGGCCGGUUCGUGUUUCGGGGGUUCUGUCGGGUUGAGCGCUCCGAUCGGCAGCUACGUAAAGGCGGAACUGGCCGUGGGAGGGCAAUUAUGUAAAAAAGGUGGACCUUUAUCACAUGCGUCCAGCAGCGGCUCGUCCGCGAUUAAGGACGUUCUGACGCUGGUGAAGGGCGGUUACACCGACACCAGCGGCGGCUUGGUGGUCAUCAGGGAUCCCGACGCCUACCGCAAGUGGGGGGCGAGCCUUAAAUACAACCCGACAGUCGUGGAACAGGAGAUCAUGCCAAUCCAUGAGCUGGUGCGCCUCAGCACAGCCUUUGACCAAGUCGGAGCCCGACUGGCUAACCUGCAGAGGGCAUUGGAGGAGUACCAGCAGCAGUUCAGCGCCUGCCGCUGCGCCCCCUGCAGGCACAACGGGGUCCCCGUGCUCGCCGGGACGUCGUGCAGCUGCGUCUGUAAGCCGGGCUACCGAGGACAGGCGUGCGAGGACACCCUUCGAACUGGGACCGGAACGGAUGGGUCGUGGUCCUGCUGGGGGGUUUGGUCCGCUUGCACAUCCGGGACGAAACGGCGUACCAGGACCUGCGAUAAUCCGCCGCCCGACGGAGGCGGAGCUACGUGCCUGGGCUCCUCCUCUCAGUCGCAGCGCUGUUGACCUAACAAGCGUGACGGCGCGUCAAGUCUUUUAUGCAAUAAUUGUGACUUCCCACUUUGAGUUUCAAAACAACUAAAUCCAAACUCCUUUCCUUGUGGAUGAGUUUGUUGUUGCGUCGUCCGUCACCUUAUCGUG
Syngnathoides biaculeatus (alligator pipefish) is the source of this 2246-nucleotide messenger RNA. It is a transcript of the gene c8a, whose product is annotated as complement component 8, alpha polypeptide. The coding region runs from base 273 to 2111 and encodes 612 amino acids. Lineage: Eukaryota; Metazoa; Chordata; Actinopteri; Syngnathiformes; Syngnathidae. Gene Ontology annotation, molecular function: protein binding. Gene Ontology annotation, cellular component: membrane attack complex. The transcript is spliced from 15 exons. The record is from RefSeq and is a predicted model, not a curated record. Gene Ontology annotation, biological process: immune response.